This is a messenger RNA of Spirodela intermedia, 123 nucleotides long. Lineage: Eukaryota; Viridiplantae; Streptophyta; Magnoliopsida; Alismatales; Araceae. The record is from the annotation of a GenBank genome assembly.
AUGUUAUUACACAGUCUGUUAAUGCUCUUUUUGGCAAUUGUGGUGCUUCCUAUUGACUAUCAUUACAUUAUCUUAGAGGGCCUAUGGCCAUGUGGUCUAUGGCAUUCGGUUUAUGAUUUAUGA